CCUGAUAAAAAUAACAAAAGUAUACAGCGCUUCAUUUUACAAAUGCGAGAUAAACACACCUGUGAAGAGGCAACUGCCAAACGGCUCAUAAAAAAAGGACUAACAUCCAAGUCUUAUAUUUAUGAAAUCUCAGAACCAGGCGAGCGAUUUGAAUAUGUUAUAGUUGAGAAUGAUUCAUCAGAGAGGAUGGGUGACAAAAUGGAAUACUCAGAAGUGGUAAGAUAUCUUGAUAAGAAGAUUAAUGUUAACUAUUAUCUGAAAACUGUUGUUGGCCUCUAUAUACGAUUUAUAAACUAUAAUGAUAGUUAUCAGCUAUAA
Molecule: messenger RNA, 318 nt
Organism: Funneliformis geosporum
Lineage: Eukaryota; Fungi; Glomeromycota; Glomeromycetes; Glomerales; Glomeraceae
Source: the annotation of a GenBank genome assembly